AUGACGGUCACGUACAGCCAGGUGCCCUCGCAGUCUCAGGGCAUCGGGACCAUCCCGGUCACCGCCGAUACCUACCGCACCGAGGAGGUUUCCGGCGAGGGCGACAGGACCAAGGGCGGCGCGGAAGCCAUCGACCACGACGUAUCGUCCGUGCCCGAACCCGACCACCUCGGAGCGGGGGUGCCCGAUGACGACGACACGCGCGAAGACGUCGGCGCGCUGCGCCGGGAGGUCCUCGAGGUCGCCGAAGCCGCGACGCGCGGCGAUGAGGUCGCGGCGGUCUCCGCCAUGGUAACCGCGGCGGAGACCGCCGCGCUGCGUGAGGCCAUGGGUGGCCCGCACGUUCCCCCCGACGCCGACCACCCUCGCGAUCCAUCCGACGAUGAGAUCCGCGCCGAUCCUCCAUCCGAGGACAAAAACGCCGUCGCCGCUACGUUCGGCGCGCGGCGGCGACUGAACCUCGAGGCGGUGGACCACGGCGCGGACGUGUGGCGCGGAUCGUCAGUCCUCGGCGGCGGCGGCGGCGUUCGAGGAGCGCGGCUCGCGCCAUCGUCGCUCUCCGCCGGGCUGGACACCCAGGAGGCGCUGCGCGACUUGGGGUACUCGUCGCACGGCUGGGAGAGCGUCGAGGCGAGCGAAUGCGACCGCUCCGCCGCGACGCCCGGGUACCACGCGGGGGGUCCACCGUCGGUGAUCGACAGCCAGGGGCUCAGCGCGGCGCCGCGGGUGUCGGACGGCGGCGAAGGGACCCAGCGCAAGACGGUGACGUUCUCGUUGGAACCCGAGGAGGCGCCGGAGCGGGAACCGGAGCGAGACGGACCCGAUGGACUCGAGGGCGAGGACGAGGAGGACGAGGAGGAGAAGGGCGAGGAGGACGAUGAGAACGAGGACGAGGCGAUACUCGCGACGCAGGCCUGGGACCCCGCGGCUGACGACGAGGACGAUGACGAGGAGGGGGACGAAGACGAGGAGGGGGAAGACGACGACGACGCCUUCGUCUACGCCGGCGGCACGCAGGCGGCUCCCCCCGAGUCCCCCGGCACCCGCGCGGCGCGGUCCCCAUGCUCCCAGAGCCCGCGCCCGGGCCUGCUCCGCAUUCGCGAGAAACCCGCGUCCGCGCUUCCGAUCCGCCCGGCCGAUCCGGCGACGGCGUCGCCCUACUCGGAUAGGCCGGCGAAUCCUCCGAAGGCGCCGGAGGAGGAUGCCGCGCCGGAGGAGGAUGCCGCGCCGGAGGAGGAUGCCGCGCCGGAGGAGGAUGCCGCGCCGGAGGAUAAUACCGCCUCGACGCCCCCCGCUCGGGAGGCUCCUUUCGUGGACGCCACCCCGGGCGACAUCAUCGGCUCGUACGUCCCCAACACCUUCGCCGCCGCCGUCAACAAGGACGGGACGCUCGGGACGGCGACGCAGUCUACGGCGAACGGAACCCCCGCCAUGUCCGUGGCCGCGGUGCUCGAAGCCGCGGCGAAGGAGGCGGAGGCGGGUGCUGCGAACCCGUCGAUGGACGAGGAAGACGCGGGGGACUUGGACGAGGAGGACGAGAUCGAGGAAACCGCGCGGCCGAUCGGUCGCUCGUUUAACCAGGCGAUGUCCGCGGCGUUGCGAACGCGCCAGAGGCGAACGGUGGACCUCGGCGGUCUGACCGGCAUGAGUCUCUCGCUCGGUCACGACGGUGGCGACGCCGACGACGAGCCCGAGAAACCGCCGACGCAGUCGAUGACCUCGAACGUCGCCGAGACGCCCGCGGACGUCCCCGCCGUUCCCCCCGUCGCGCCCUCGGGAGCCGGACAUGACGCGAGCCAGUUCAGCGGCGCCAGGGACGCGGCGGCGCCGUCGCGGGUUCAUCGCGGCGACGGAGGGAGCGACGCCGAGUGGGCGGGCGGCGCGUGGGGAGCCGGGCGUUCGGAUCCGGCGCCCCGGCGGGCGGCUUUCGCGCCCCCGCCUCCCCGGUCGCCUCCGGCUCUGGCUCCGGCGACGGCGCCCGAGCCCCCCGACUCGCCCGACUUUUGCGAGAUGAUGUCGCAGCAAGUGCGGGACGUGGUAUCCGCCGCCGCGCGCGCGUACGACUCGCAGGCGACGUACAACAACGCGCGGGGCAGCAACGACCCGGUCGACUCGCAGGAAACGGAGGCGCCCGAGGAGGAGGAGGAGGAGGAGCGCGACAACGAAGAAGAAGAAGAAGAAGAAGAAGUCACCGAUCCGGAUGGCACCGAUCCGACUUUCGAUUUCGCGGACCCGAGGUUCGUCGCCGCGUCCCAGGGCUUGGCGUCGCAGAUGCGCGUCGUGCGCGAAACCUUCGCGCCGGCGGGUGGCCGAGGAAGAGGAGGAGGAAGAGGAGGAGGGAGAGGAAGAGGAAGAGGAAGAGGCGGCGGCCGGGGGAGAGGCCGAGGCGGCGGCCGAGGAAGAGGGAGAAGCGACGCCGAGGAGGUCGAUUUCGGCGAGUGGCACCGCGAGAUGGAGGAAAAGGAGCGCGCGGAGCGCCAGCAGCUGUGGGAGCAGAUCGAGGCGAGCGAGAAGCAGGAGGCUGGUCGGGGAUCCGCGAGGAACAGAAAGCCGCGCGAGUUUUUCGGCGACUCUCGGUCCCCCUCGCAGUCCGAGGAGGACCGCGAGGAGGUUCAACAGGCGGGCGUGGCUCGAACGCGCGCGCAACGCGCCCGCAGGAGCGACUGGAAGACCCGCCAGUUCUUCGGCGACAGCCAGUUUCCGCCGCGAUCCCCUGGUGACGACGAGGAGGAUGUCGAGGAGGAGGAGCCCGAGAUUGCGAUAGUCUCCGACGAUGACGCUCCGGUGGUGGAGGAGGACGAGGAGGACGAGGAGGAUGCAGAUGCGGACGGCGAGGACGCCUGGUACGUCGGCGGCACUCAAGCCUUCCCGGACAUGAGCCCACUUCCCGAGGAGGAGGAGGAGGAGGAGGAGGAGGAGGAGGACGCCGACGCGCCCCCGCCGAACGACAAGCCCCUCACGCCCCUCGGGUGCUCCAAGUGCAGGUACGCGUCGAAGGGCUGCGGGAGGUGCCGCACCAUGCGCCAGUGCGACAUGGACGGCACGCCCUACCCGUGGUCCGCCGCGGCGAGGGGCGGGAGGGGCGGGAGGGGCGGGAGGGGCGGACGAGCUCCCGCGUCCGCCGGCCGGGGACGCGGCCGGGGCCGCGGCCGCGGCGCGGCGAGCUCCGCCUCCGCCAAGCGAUCCUCCGCCGCGAGCGGCGCCGCGCGGCGGGUCCGGUUCGCGGGCGACGGCGAGGACCCCGGCGUCGGCGGCCGGCUCAGCCUCCGCACGCCGUCGUCGGCGAGGCGACCCAAAAAGUUUCUGAGGCGUUCUCAGUCCUCGGGCAAGAAACGGGGCCGACCGCCCGCCGCCGCCGCCGAGCGAGCCGUCGAAGAAGAAGCGCCGAGCUCGAAGAAGCGCGCCAAGCCCAAGCCGCGCUCGUCCACCUUCGCCGACCUCACCUUCUACCUCUCCGGAUUCGGCCGCGACGAGUCCGCCGCCCUCGCAGAGCUGAUCGUCCGAAACGGCGGCGUCGUCGAGAGCCAGAUACCGAGCCCGGGAGACGGCCAAACGCUCGAGCCGUUCACCCCGUCGCCCCCAGCCGGCGCGCCGCAGCCCGUCGCGCCCGAUCCGGCGGAUUACACGCGCGUCGUCACCCCUACGAGCAUGGGUCGCACGCUGAAGUGCUUGUACGCGUCCGCCAUCGGCGCCCCCGUGGUGACCCCCGCGUGGGUCCGCGAGGCGGCGGCGACUGGCAACCCCUCGCUGUCCCCGUCGCGCACCCCGCCGGGAUCAAUCAUCAGCCGCGGCGGAAGACCGUCGCGGGACAAGACCUCGGGUCAUCCCGGGUCAUCCCGCGUCUUCGAGCGCAUCUUCGCGGGACUCGCGUUCGCGCUGAGCGGGGACGACGGGUUUCACGCGCAGUUCGGGGCGCUGCUCGAGCACGCCGGCGCGUCCGUCGUGGAUGGGUCCGAGUUGACGGAUGAUGCGGGCGACGAUCGCGACGCGAGAUGCGACCUGGUGGUGGUGCAGGAGAGCCCCGCGGAGAGGCGUGGUUUUCGGGGCAGCGCGCUGAGACGCGCCGCGGAGAGGCACGGGGUGCCGUGCGUGUGGCACCCUUGGGCGGUGGAGUCGCUGCUGAGGGGGUUCCGGCAGGACGCGGGCGAGUUCGCCGCGGUGAAGUAG
Messenger RNA from Micromonas commoda, 4167 nucleotides. RefSeq lists its product with no specific name. The transcript has a single exon. The coding region runs from base 1 to 4167 and encodes 1388 amino acids. The record is from RefSeq and is a predicted model, not a curated record. NCBI's taxonomy places the organism in Eukaryota, Viridiplantae, Chlorophyta, Mamiellophyceae, Mamiellales, Mamiellaceae.